Fusarium odoratissimum NRRL 54006 is the source of this 2070-nucleotide messenger RNA. RefSeq lists its product as uncharacterized. Gene Ontology annotation, biological process: carbohydrate transport; transmembrane transport. Gene Ontology annotation, molecular function: carbohydrate:proton symporter activity. The transcript has a single exon. NCBI's taxonomy places the organism in Eukaryota, Fungi, Ascomycota, Sordariomycetes, Hypocreales, Nectriaceae. Gene Ontology annotation, cellular component: membrane. The coding region runs from base 188 to 1822 and encodes 544 amino acids. The record is from RefSeq and is a predicted model, not a curated record.
CCCCCAUGGGGCGGUUUUCGGUUCCCCAUGGGGACUUGGGAACAAAAGCGAUUGGGAAACAUGCACGAGGAGGAUUCAAUUGCUCCAGUAUAUAACCUCAAGAUGCGUUGCUGAUCAAUUGAAGAUCUACUCCAUCAGACACUCACCAGCUCAUUCUUCUACUCACAGACAUCAACUCUCAAUCACAAUGGGCAAAGAGAUCAUCAACCCUUCGGUUUCGCACGCCGAAAGCUACGAUGUCGAGGCUUCGGUGGCGAAGACGGUUGGCCACGAUACCACCGACCAGGCUCGUCUCGGUGCUCAGGCUGAGCAUGACCUCCCUCCUCUCCAAGCCGUUCGCAAGUAUCCCUGGACAGUUGUCUGGUGUCUCGUCGUCUCCAUGUGCGUCAUCAUGGAAGGCUACGAUACCAACCUCCUCUCCAACUUCUACGCCUAUCCCGCCUUUGCCAAGAAGUACGGCCAUUGGAACGAAGAGACCAACAACUACCAGCUCUCUGCUCCUUGGCAAGCUGGUCUCGGUAAUGCUGCAGGAGUUGGUUCAUUCUUUGGAACUCUUCUCAACGGUUACCUCGUCACCAAGUAUGGCCACAUCAAGGUCCUCAUCGGCUCUUUGAUCUCUCUCAGCUGCUUCAUCUUUAUCGUCUUCUUCGCUCCCGACACCAAAGUCCUCCUCGUUGGACAGAUCCUCUGCGGUUUCCCCUGGGGUGUCUUCGCUACGACUGCGCCAGCCUAUGCCUCUGAAGUUCUUCCCAUGUCGCUUCGAGUUUACAUGACCAGCUGGACCAACAUGUGUUUCAUCAUCGGACAGCUCAUCUCUGCUGGCGUCAUGGCUGGUCUUGUCAACACUCCUGCUCCUUGGGCGUAUCGCAUCCCCUUUGCGCUCCAAUGGUUCUGGCCUGUUAUUCUGGUGCCUAUUCUCUGCUUUGCUCCCGACACUCCCUGGCAUCUUGUUCGAAUUGGCCGACACGACGAUGCCCUCAAGAGCCUCGCCCGACUCCGACCUCGUGCCACCGAUGCUGAGCUUCGCGAUGCCCUUGGCCUCAUUGUCUACACCAACAGCCUCGAAGAGCAGCUUUCCGUCGGCACUUCAUACCGCGACUGCUUCAAGGGCUUCGAACUUCGACGAACCGAGAUUGCCAUCGUUGUAUUCGCUGGUCAGAUUCUUUCUGGUCUCAACUUUGCCUACAACUCGACCUACUUCUUCCAGCAGAUCGGUCUCGACUCUAACACCACCUACCAUCUCAACGUUGGCGGAAACGGAAUGGCCCUGUUUGCUACCUUGGUGUCUUGGUUCUGUGUCAUGCCAUACGUUGGAAGACGCACGGCCUACCUUUAUGGUAUGUUCACCAUGGCCACUGUCCUUUUCGUCAUUGGCGCUCUCAACACCCGAACCGAGAAUCAUUCAAUCGCCAUGACCCAAGCUGUCCUCACUCUCGUCUGGACCUUUGUCUUCCAAUUGUCUGCUGGUCAGCUCGGCUGGGCUCUUCCUGCUGAGAUGGGCUCAACCAGACUCCGACAGAAGACCAUCUGCCUCGCCCGCAACGGUUAUGCCAUCACUGGAGUUGUCGCUGGUGUUCUUCAGCCUUACUUCAUGAACCCUACUCAGUGGAACCUUCGAGGUUAUACCGGUUUCAUCUGGGGAAGCACUGCUUUCAUCGUCUUCGUUUGGGGCUACUUCCGUCUUCCUGAGACCCGAAACCGCACCUUUGAGGAGCUCGACAUUCUGUUCGCCAAGGGUGUUUCGGCACGCAAGUUCAGUUCCUACAAGAUCGAUUCUUUCGAGGAGGCGGACAGUGCUGUUCAUCAGACCGAGAAGGCUUGAUCUUUGCAGCCACGUAACUGGGUAGACAUACACUGUCCUCGUGUCAGAUUACGGAAUGGAGUUUGGGUUGAAGGGGAAGAAAUUGGUUUAGCUGGUGGAUUGACAAUAUAAACUAUGAUAUGGAUCUAAAUAACAUGAUUAUUGCGCAACAAGAGCUGUUUUGUGUCUUAGAGUGAUCAGUGACCAUCUAGUUUCUGCAGAGUGACCAAUCAUUCAUCAAUAUCUCUUUCUGCCAUCUCAUGUUCGCC